Molecule: messenger RNA, 596 nt
Organism: Brassica oleracea var. oleracea
Lineage: Eukaryota; Viridiplantae; Streptophyta; Magnoliopsida; Brassicales; Brassicaceae
Exons: 1
Coding region: 18-479 (153 amino acids)
Source: RefSeq, a predicted model, not a curated record
AGAUAACGAAAACAACUAUGGAAAACAGAGGACUCCCUCUAAGAUCAAUCAUCUCACAUUCUCUCUGGAUAACACUAGUUGGAAUCCUUCUCUUCAGUCUCUCCACCACAAAAAAACACAACUUUGGUUACACCAAAUUCUUUUCUAUAUGCGGAACGUUACUCAUGACCAUACCUUGGAUAAUCCAACUUCUUCUCACUUCUGCUGUCAUAUUACUGCAUAAGAGUAUAGGUUACAACCUUAUGUGGGUUGUUCGGCCACCAAAAUCAUCUAAAGAGAAUCAUCAUCCCACUAAUGUCGUCACUAUCUCUUCUUCUUCUCCAUCAUCUCCUCUUUCGUCCGGCCAGGCUCUCAAGAACGGCGACGCGGGUGAGAUCGAGAUUAGGAUUGUGAUUCCAAGAAGUCCAAACUCAACUCAUUUGGAGAUUGAAGGAAGAAACAACUCCAAACUUCUUGCAAAUGGAUCACCUGUUUCUUAAAAUGUGACUAAACUCUCUUCUUGUUCUGUUUUGCUUCUUUUUUCAUUUCUCUUUUCUUUAAAGACUAUGAUCUGAAACUUGUAGUGCUUACAAUAUUUCCGUUGUAAGUUUCCAUUA